GAUGCUGACUUUUCUUGUGUCGAGAAGUAGCUUGACAAUCGCCUCGUGGCCUCCUGCGGCAGCCCAUGAGAGCGGUGUCCGGCCAUACUUGGUGUCUCUAGCAUCGAUGUCGACUUUGCUUGUGUCGAGAAGAAGCUUGACAAUAGCCUCGUGGCCUCUUGCGGCAGCCAGCCAGAGCGGUGUCCGGCCACACUUGUCUUGACCAUCGAUGUCGACUUUGCCUGUGUCGAGAAGAAGCUUGACAAUAGCCUCGUGGCCUCCUGCGGCAGCCCAUGAGAGCGGUGUCCGGCCAUACUUGGUGUCUCUAGAAUCGAUGUUGACUUUUCCUGUGUCGAGAAGCAGCUUGACAAUAGC
This is a messenger RNA of Ilyonectria robusta, 354 nucleotides long. RefSeq lists its product as uncharacterized. NCBI's taxonomy places the organism in Eukaryota, Fungi, Ascomycota, Sordariomycetes, Hypocreales, Nectriaceae. The record is from RefSeq and is a predicted model, not a curated record. The transcript has a single exon. The annotation marks the transcript as partial.